Zophobas morio is the source of this 1252-nucleotide messenger RNA. RefSeq lists its product as uncharacterized. The transcript is spliced from 2 exons. The record is from RefSeq and is a predicted model, not a curated record. Bases 11 to 1234 code for a protein of 407 amino acids. NCBI's taxonomy places the organism in Eukaryota, Metazoa, Arthropoda, Insecta, Coleoptera, Tenebrionidae.
UCGUGUCAAAAUGUGUGACCAAAACUUUGCAAAAAUUAAAAAGUGGGUGGAAGUCGCACUCAAACAAUACGAUAUAUUUAACUAUGAAAUAGAAAUUGAAGGUCAAACUGAUAAAGGGGAUGGUUUCGCUGGCGAUAUCAACUUUAUCAAGGUAUUCGGCCAUACCAAAAGUGGCGCAAAGAAAACCAUUUACCUCGCCACAAAGUCGACAAAAGACAAUGAAAAAGUGAGAGAGAAAGCUCCCCUGAAAGAAGCUUCUUUUAAAGAGAUUUUUGUUUACGACAAAGUGAGGCCAACUUUUCAGAAAUUUCAGGAAGAAAGGGGUGUAGAGAAAUGGAUUGAUAUUAUGCCUUACUGUUACGCCACUGAUGUGUCCGACAACAGCGAAGUUCUGAUUUUUGAAAAUUUACGAACUGAAGGCUUCCAGCUGUGGAAUAAGAGCCUUCCCAUGACCAUUCGACACAUUCAGUUGGUUUUAGAAGCGUACGGAUGGUGGCAUGCACUGUCAUUUGCUUUAAAAAUACAAAAACCUGAUGUUUUUAAAGAAUUGGUUCGAGAUAAUGUCAAUAUGUUUACCUAUGUCCUUACUGAAAUGAAAUUUGAUGUUAUUAUGGAACGCGAAUUCCAAAAUGCAAUGGCUCUUAAUGAAAAUGACCUUGAUAUUUUAAAGCACGUGGACUACUCUGAAGAGGACGUUAUGUAUGCUUUCAAAGAUAUGUAUUUUGAAGAGGCGGAUUACCACGUGAUAUUACAUGGAGAUUGCUGGAACAACAAUUUUUUGUUUAAAUCUUUGGACGACAAAACAAAUCCAUCAGCUGUUCGUGUUCUUGAUUGGCAAUGCUCAGGUCUGGGAUCGCCUGCAUUUGAUUUAUCACAUUUUAUCUACUCUUGUGUUGACACCGAGAAAUAUCCAGAUGUUAAGGAAUUACUGAAAAUUUAUUACAAUAAUUUUACUAAAUAUUUAACUUUGUUGGGCUGUGACCCUGAAAAAGCAUUUUCGUUUGAAAAACUGAUUGAGCACUGGAAGAAAUUUUCUCGCUUUGGGUUAUUUUUAAGUUGUUUCGUUAUAAGAGUGUGUCUAAUGGAGACCAGUAAAGUUCCAGAUUUUACAGAAAGUAUAGAUAAAGAUGAAGAUUUAACCGAAACUCUAAGCUUUGGAGUCUCCACAGAUCAAGAGCAUCUUCGACGGAUUAGAAGUAAUUUUAUACAUUACUGUAAAAAUAGUACACAAUAAAAAUAUUUAGAAACACUA